This is a messenger RNA of Brassica oleracea var. oleracea, 1006 nucleotides long. RefSeq names its product two-component response regulator ARR3. The transcript has 5 exons. Gene Ontology annotation, biological process: phosphorelay signal transduction system; cytokinin-activated signaling pathway. The coding region runs from base 95 to 811 and encodes 238 amino acids. NCBI's taxonomy places the organism in Eukaryota, Viridiplantae, Streptophyta, Magnoliopsida, Brassicales, Brassicaceae. The record is from RefSeq and is a predicted model, not a curated record.
UUGGAAGCUUGUUAUAAAAGGAAGUGAAGGAGAAGAAAGCAAAAACAGAGUUGGCACUUUCUCUCUUCUCUCUUUCCUCACCGGACACAGAGCUAUGCCUCUAGACGGUGGCGUUUCUUGCCUUCGUAGGUCAGAGAUGAUCGGAAUAGGAAUAGGAGAACUCGAAUCUCCGCCCCUGGAUUCUGACCAAGUUCACGUUCUCGCCGUUGACGACAGCCUCGUCGAUCGUAUCGUCAUCGAAAGAUUGCUUCGUAUUACUUCUUGCAAAGUCACGGCGGUUGAUAGCGGAUGGCGUGCUCUGGAGUUCUUAGGGCUGGACGAUGAUAAAUCCUCCGUAGAAUUCGAUAGAUUGAAGGUGGAUUUGAUCAUAACUGAUUACUGUAUGCCUGGAAUGACGGGAUACGAGCUUCUCAAGAAGAUUAAGGAGUCGACUAGUUUCCGAGAAGUUCCGGUUGUGAUUAUGUCGUCGGAGAACGUUCUCACUCGAAUCGACAGAUGCCUUGAAGAAGGUGCGGAGGAUUUCUUGUUGAAGCCUGUGAAACUCGCCGACGUGAAACGCCUGAGGACUUACUUAACGAGAGACGUUAAAGUCUCCGACAGAAACAAACCGAAGGUUCCUGAAGAUCUCAGCCGUUUCUCUUCUUUGGCUAUGGUUACUCCUCCUCCUCCUCCGCCGCCAUCCAUUACAUCGGUAAAAUCUUCGUCUUUGGAGGAAAUCGUGUCAUCUUCGCCUCCGCCGUCGGAGUCUUCAAUUUCGCCGGUGGAUUCGCCGAUAAGGCGGAUGGAGAUGAGGAGUCCCGGAUUAGACUAGAGAGAGAUCCGUUAACUUUUCAACUUUUGACGGGUUUAUUGACUGCACGUUGACUUCACGCCGUCAGUUUAUAGAUCUCUCUUUUAUAUUGAUCGAUGUGGGGUCUCUUUACUCUUGUACGAAAACUUUUUUAUUUUCUUGUAUUUAACUACAUAUGUUUCUUUAAUCAAAUAAGAAUUCAAUUAUCAAAUAAGA